UGUGUGUGUGUGUGCAUUUGGGUGUGGGUGUGGGCGAGCGAGCGCAUGUGUGUGUGUGUGUGUGUGUGUGUGUGGAUGCUGAUGCUGGGAAGACGAAUGGCUCCGAGGAAAAGGAGGAUGCCGUGAAAAUGGAGGAGCGCGAGUGGAUGUGACUGUCCGCAUCUUGGCUCCGAUAAUCAGAUAAAUGGCUCUUUCAAACUGGGAGCUGCACGCGUGCUGUCCAGCUGGCAGAUGCAGUGCCUAGUGCCAGGUGACAACGGCAACAUGAACGGGACCAGUGAGCAGGUGGACAUCCUGCCGCCCAACUGCAUGGUCAAAGACCGCUGGAAAGUGCUCAAGAAGAUCGGUGGUGGGGGGUUUGGAGAGAUCUACGAGGCCUUGGACCUGCUGACGCGGGAGAACGUGGCGCUGAAGGUGGAGUCGGCUCAACAACCCAAACAGGUUCUGAAGAUGGAGGUUGCGGUCCUCAAGAAGCUGCAGGGUAAAAACCAUGUGUGCAAAUUCAUCGGCUGUGGGAGAAAUGACAAGUUCAACUACGUAGUGAUGCAGCUGCAGGGCCGUAACUUGGCUGACCUGAGGAGAAGCCAACCACGGGGAACGUUCACGAUGAGUACGACUCUACGGCUGGGGAAACAGAUCCUGGAGUCCAUCGAGGCCAUUCACUCUGUGGGCUUUCUUCACCGCGACAUCAAACCGUCCAACUUUGCGAUGGGCCGGCUUCCUUCCACCUACAGGAAGUGUUUCAUGCUGGAUUUUGGUCUGGCGCGACAGUACACCAACACGACCGGAGACGUUCGACCACCCAGAACGGUGGCAGGCUUCAGAGGAACGGUCCGUUAUGCAUCUGUCAAUGCUCACAAGAACAAGGAAAUGGGUCGCCAUGACGAUCUGUGGUCAUUAUUUUACAUGUUGGUGGAGUUUGCUGUUGGCCAGUUGCCAUGGCGAAAAAUCAAGGAUAAGGAACAAGUGGGUCAGAUCAAAGAGCGCUACGAUCACCGCAUGUUGCUCAAACACAUGCCCUCGGAGUUCAACAUCUUCCUGGAACACGUCCUGGCCCUGGACUACUACACCAAACCUGACUACCAGCUGCUGAUGUCGGUGUUUGAAAAUAGCAUGAAGGAACGCAUCAUCACAGAGAACGAGCCCUUCGAUUGGGAGAAGGGAGGAAGUGAUGUCACGUUGUCUACCAGCACCUCAACUCAACCACAGCACAAUACGCGACCCACUGCCGCAGUCUUGGGGGCUGUGGUCAGCUCGGUCCCAGGAGGAGACGUGCUGAGAGAGAACACGGAUGAUGUUCUUCAGGACGAGCACCUGAGUGACCAGGAGAACGCCCCCCCCGCUGGCCCCCAGCCCGGCCGGCCCAGUGGGGAGCCGGCCCCCCAGCCCCCCGGGGACGGAGGGGAGGGCUGGGAGGACACCGACUUCAACCGCAACAAGCUGCGGAUCAGCCUCACCAAGGGUGCUGGUGAGGAGGAGGCGAGUCGGGGGGCGUGCCCAGUGUCCCCUGGGAGGGGCGGGGCUGUGGAGUCACCUGGGGCGCAGGUGCGUUCGCUGCGCUACCGUCGCAUCAACAGCCCCGAGUCGGACCGCGUCUCGGCCGCCGACGGACGCGCAGACGUCAACGGCCAGAGGUCUAGGAUGGACAUCCUGGGCUCUCCGUCGCGCCACGUCUACUCCUCCCAGCCGGCCCAGAUGUUGUCCAUCGACGGUUGCCGUGGCGACCGGCAGGCGAGCGGGCGCCAGGACGGCUCGGUGGCGUCCGGGGACCAGGAGGCCCACAGCAACGCCUUCAUCCGCUCGGUGCCGCUGGCCGAGGAGGAGGACUUCGACAGCAAGGAGUGGGUGAUCAUCGACAAGGAGACGGAGCUCCGCGACUUCCAGCCCACCACCUCGGGCACCACGGACGAGGAACCGGAGGAGCUCCGACCCCUGGAGGAGCAGGAGGAGAAGAGGCGCCUGAGGACUGCAGCUGGGGAGCUGGUAGUCCGUCCAAAGACCCACGGGAGGGACAGCAGUCGUGGGAUGCUGACGCUCACCGAGGAAGAGGCUUCCAGGAGGAGUGGGGGCAGCCCGGCCCAGUCGCCGUGCCACUCGCUCCCUUCAGGGCGCCCCCGCAGGAGAGAGUCGGACCCCAUCGGACCCCACAGACCGGUGAUGUCCCCGACAGAACCAGCCUCGCCGGACUAUCGCACCAAGAGACAGAGUGGAGAGAGGGAACACUUCCACAUCCUGCCUCAGCUCCAGGCCCAGAGAAGCGAUUUGCUCACGGUCAUUCUGACCGGCACCCUUCCCCAGCGCCGAGGCAUCUCCGUCCCUCCUACGGAUCGCUGGGAACCCCCGGGGCCUGGGGAGGACGACGUCACCAAGAGUGAGUCCCACAGCGAGGCCAGUCAGAAGAGCACUGAGCGCAGCCAGGAGGCGGCGCCGUCCACCCUCAUGGCCGAAGACCAAAGAGUCAGGGAGCCCAUGUCGGCUGGGGACGUAGACCCGGACCUGGAGGAUGGCUCCAAGACCCUGGUCCUCUUUUCGCCGGGAGACACACGCAAGUCUCCCUCUGGGGGAGACCAGCUCCUGGAAGCUGGUUUAGCCACUCCCUGUGCCCUCACUCCCUGUGCCCUUACUCCCUGCGCCCUCACUCCCUCUGCCCUCGCUCCCUCUGCCCUUACUCCCUGUGCCCUCACUCCCUGUGCCCUCACUCUUUCUGUCCUCGCUCCCUGUGCCCUCACUCCCUGUGCCCUCACUCUUUCUGUCCUCGCUCCCUGUGCCCUUACUCCCUGUGCCCUUGCUCCCUCUGCCCUCACUCCCCGUGCCCUCACUCCCUGUGCCCUUGCUCCCUCUGCCCUCGCUCCCCGUGCCCUCACUCCCUGUGCCCUUGCUCCCUCUGCCCUCGCUCCCCGUGCCCUUACUCCCUGUGCCCUCACUCUCUGCGCCCUCAGUCCAUGUGCCCAGACGGACAGGCCCCUGGACAAACUGGGACUCCCUGCACCAGCAGAGUGCGCGGAGACUGGCCGGUUAUCGCCGGCUCUCCGGUUUGAACUGCGACCGUCCGCCCAGAUCACUCCAGCAUCCCCACCCUUUACCAAAGUUGAACGCACUUUCAUUCAUAUCGCCGAGACCUCACACCUAAACGUCAUGUCUUCUAGCACUCAGUCCAUCAGAGAGGGCGACCAGGAUGUAUUAUCUCAACCUAAGGAAGCCGCAAUCGAGCUGCAAAUUCACAUAAAGAGAGAAAAACCCCAGCAGGGGCUGCGUACUCAUGCACCGCCGGAGGAGCCCUCUCUGACAGAUCCCAAAUGCCGUGACAUGACUACCCCGAACCAAUCACCGGAGCCUGUGGCAGAAGCAAUCUUGGAAGAGUCGGAUGUUAAACAGUCAGUAGCCAGUAAGGAAGAACCUGCAAUAGAACCACAAGAGUCCAUCAGGCCCAAAGCUCGCAGUCGCAUCCCUGUGCUUGCUUCUGGAGAAGACUCUGGCUCGGACAGGUCUUCCUCCACCUCUGCCCGGGCCCAUCUUCAGAAGCGAGCUAGACAGGGGGAUCUGGCCCGCUUGCUAGUGCAGAAGCAGCAGGGCCGUUGGAUCAGGAAGAGGUUGAUCUCUGGAACGUCCUCCUCCCUCUCCUCAAUGGACGAGGAAAGACAGAAGGCUUCAGAAACUCUCUCCGCCACCGGCUCAGAAGAGGACACCCAUACCUCGGAAGAGUCCAGAAGGGGCCCCUGUCUCCAGCCGACUGAGGAGCACGGCUCCAUGGAGGGGCGGAGCAGGAUCCCCAGGCCCCAAACCCCCCGGCCCCAAACCUCCAGGACCCUCACCCCCCGGCCCCAAACCCCCCGGCCCCAAGCCACCAGGACCCUUAGCACCAGGACCCUAACCCCCAGCCUUCUAACCCCUGUUAAGGGGCCCUCAGAUGAGCUUCCUGCUACACGACCCUCCCAGCGAUUGCCGCCAGGAACCAGCUCUAGCAAAGGAGCAGCAGCUCCACCUAAUAGGCUCCAAAAGUUUGGCAUGAGAAACAAACCACUUCCUGUCAGGUCUGGCUCCGCCUCCUGUCCCCGCCCCCCUGCUGGCCCCGCCCAGGCACCGCCACUACGCACCAUCUUUGGAACCCGCCGCAGUCUCAGCUCCACCCACUGCAGGACUGACAGUCCCUCCCCUCACAGGCUGCUCCCCACCAGAACACCCCUCUCCGUCAGGACUCCACCCCAGACGCAGCCCCGAACUUCGGCUCCCCUGGAGCGGGGACGCAGCCGCCCCAAAGCAGCCUCGGGUGGUGCUAGAUAAUAAGAGAAAGUCCAUGUUUUCAAGAUGUGUCGAUGUUAGUGAGGAACUAUACGCUAGUUACAGCUCCAGCCCCCCAAUACCGGGGUGCAGCCAGGGCAGGGAUGACUUACUCUUUAAAGCUCCUUGGUCUGAUUAUAACCCUCUAUUCUUUAGCAUGAUUCUGUUCAUGGGGUAUCAUUUCCUCUAUAACCCUCUAUUCUUUAGCAUGAUUCUGUUCAUGGGGUAUCAUUUCCUCUAUAACCCUCUAUUCUUUAGCAUGAUUCUUUUCAUUGGUUAUAAUUUAAUUUACAACCGUCUAUUCUUUGGCAUGAUUCGGGUCAUGGGGUAUGAUUUCAUUUAUAACCCUCUAUUCUUUAGCAUGAUUCUGUUCAGGAGCUUCCAGUAUUGAAGAGCAAUGCUGCCAUGGUGCUAUGGAACCAUUAGCUGCCAGGGUUAGGGUCAGGGUUAUUGUGAGGGUAAGGGUUAGUGUGAGGGAAAUGUAAGUGUCAAGGUACGGCCACACUGCACGCGUUACUUGCGUUAGAGCCUUUGUAAAUCGGCAUUUUUGCAUAGGGAACCAUUGGUGUAGGUGCGUAGACGCGUUACACGCGUUAAAGCGUGCGUUAGUGGCGUUAGACGCGGCAUACGCACGUAAUGACGCACGUAAACGCACCAACACGCCCAACGCACCAACGCACAGAGUUCAAAAAUUUGAACUUUUGACGCGCCUACGUGUGACGCUUAGCCGCGAUAGCCAAUCAAUUGUUAUUUAUAUCCGAGAUUAUUUAAUCUAACUCGAUCUAAACUCUAUCAUGCACCCAAACACGGCGGCGUUUGGGUUUCCUACCUCGGACUCGCGUUGAACUAUUUUUGUGACACACAAUGAUCAAGCGUCAGGUUAGGCGCGUCAUGCGCGUUUCUUAACGCGAGUAACGCGUGCAGUGUGGCCGUAGCAUCAGGGUUAUGUUAGUGUCAGGGCUUGUGUUAGUGUCAGGGUUAUGAUAGUGUCAGGGUUAGUGUGAGUGUCAGGGUUAUGUUAGUGUCAGGGUAAUGUUAGUGUCAGGGUUAUGUUAGUGUCAGGGCUAGUGUUAGUAUCAGGGUUAUGUUAGUGUGAGUGUCAGGGUAAUGUUAGUGUCAGGGAUAGUGUGAGUGUCAGGGUUAUGUUAGUGUCAGGGUAAUGUUAGUGUCAGGGUUAUGUUAGUGUCAGGGUUAUGCGAGUGUCAGGGUUAUGUUAGUGUCAGGGUUAUGUUAGUGUGAGUGUCAGGGUAAUGUUAGUGUCAGGGAUAGUGUGAGUGUCAGGGUUAUGUUAGUGUCAGGGUAAUGUUAGUGUCAGGGUUAUGUUAGUGUCAGGGUUAUGCGAGUGUCAGGGUUAUGUUAGUGUCAGGGUUAUGUUAGUGUGAAUGUCAGGCUUAUGUUCGUGUCAGGGUUAUGUUAGUGUGAGUGUCAGGGUGAUGUUAUUGUCAGGGUUAUGACCGUGUCAGGGUUAGUGUUAGAUAAUGUGUUAUAGUGUUUGUGUUGGUUAAUGUGCGUUAGGGUUAUGUUAGUGUCAGGGUUAUUUUUAGGGUUAAGGAGCUGUUUCUCUGGCAUCCUCGCUUCACAGCCUGUGCAUAGAUACACACAUAAUUCACAGUGUAUACUGCAAUAUACCACCAUUUAUUUAGUGGUGAGGGGCAAAUAAUUGUACGUAUGAAAGACUACCUUUAAAUGAUUGUGUUCUCUCCAUUCAAUCCCAUAGUGUCAGUGGUUGAAGUGAAUGCUUGGCUAUGCUUAUGAUAAGAGAUUCUACCCUUGGAGGGAGCAUGUGACCAUCCUCUUGUAUAUAACAGAAGCAUUUCUCAUUAAGACAUCUUUAUUUUUAUCUUGCAAAGCAAAUUGUAAGCCUGCUGUGUUGGCUCUGCCUGUUUAUAUUCGCAUGAUAAAACAGACUUCACCACUGAGUCAGCUCUGACCUAAAGAGGCUUCACUACUGAGUCAGCUCAGACCUAAAGAGGCUUCACCACUGAGUCAGCUCUGACCUGAACAGGCUUCACCACUGAGUCCGCUCUGAACUGAACAGGCUUCACCACUGAGUCAGCUCCGACCUAAAGAGGCUUCACUACUGAGUCAGCUCUGACCUGAACAGGCUUCACCACUGAGUCCGCUCUGACCCAAAGAGGCUUUCCGACUGAGUCAGCUCUGAACUGAACAGACUUCACCACUGAGUCCGCUCUGAACUGAACAGGCUUCCCCACUGAGUCCGCUCUGAACUGAACAGGCUUCACCACUGAGUCCGCUCUGAACUGAACAGGCUUCACCACUGAGUCCCCUCUGAACUGAACAGGCUUCACCACUGAGUCCCCUCUGAACUGAACAGGCUUCACCACUGAGUCCCCUCUGAACUGAAGAGGCUUCACCACUGAGUCCGCUCUGAACUGAACAGGCUUCCCCACUGAGUCCCCUCUGAACUGAAGAGGCUUCACUACAGAGUCAGCUCCGACCUGAACAGACGUUACCACUGAGUCAGCUCUGACCUGAAGAGGCUUCACUUCUGAGUCAGCUCUGAACUGAACAGGCUUCACCACUGAGUCCGAUAUGUGAUGGAUUGCUGCUCUUGUGGCCGAUGUAGUUGGUGACUCUUGAUUGUCAAGUAAAGUACUGGUCCUGUGGAAA
Molecule: messenger RNA, 6909 nt
Organism: Gadus macrocephalus (Pacific cod)
Lineage: Eukaryota; Metazoa; Chordata; Actinopteri; Gadiformes; Gadidae
Gene: ttbk1a
Product: tau tubulin kinase 1a
Exons: 16
Coding region: 232-4281 (1349 amino acids)
Biological process (GO): peptidyl-tyrosine phosphorylation; peptidyl-serine phosphorylation; signal transduction
Cellular component (GO): cytoplasm; nucleus
Molecular function (GO): ATP binding; protein serine/threonine kinase activity
Source: RefSeq, a predicted model, not a curated record